AUGAAUGAUAACCUAACGAUCUUGCGCCGACGCCGAGCAAAGCUCGGUCGCCAAGGUACCAAGUUAUUCUUCUUCUUCUUCUCGCUGCCCAUUUCCCAAUCACUCGGGGUCGCGCGCAGUACAUCUUCUGUACUGCUGAUAGGAUUUGGCAAAAAGUAUAGCAAGAAACAUUUUUUAAUUCUAUCCCUAGCUUUAUUUGCAGCUAUCCUGGUUUGUCGCGCGUCGUUAUUUUUACUAAAGCUCAGCGGUGAACAGUUAUCAGAAUCACCGACUUGUAGUUGGGAAGAACAAUGUGUAGCUAAUUCAGCACUACCUGAACUGUCACAGUCCCUUACCAUGACCUCAUUGUCACCAUGUAGUGAAACAACAAGCUGGUGGCGAGCUGUUGAUGAGUGUGAACACAUGAGAUCUCCUGUUGAAAAUAACAUCUAUCCACCACCUCUGACCAUGCAUGACUCGAUGCUUAAAGUCGCUUCACUCAGUAUUUUCAAAAAAACGGACGACAUACUCUUU
Molecule: messenger RNA, 513 nt
Organism: Brenthis ino (lesser marbled fritillary)
Lineage: Eukaryota; Metazoa; Arthropoda; Insecta; Lepidoptera; Nymphalidae
Source: the annotation of a GenBank genome assembly